CAACGGCCGGCCAGUUGCCGCGUGACCGCCUCCUACCGUGCCGCGACUUCCGACUUUACUAUAGCUUCUAAGUUUUACCCCUAUUUAUAUUCUACGUUAGCUUUUAAGUGUUUUUACCGUUUUAUAUUGUUUUUAUAAGUGUUAGUUUUUAGUUUUAAGUGUUAGAUAACGAGACUGUUAGAUUCCGUGGUUUGAUUGCCGCCAUUUUGUCCGCGCGUUGGUUUCUCUCGCUGGUCAAGAUACGUUCGACAAGUAGGUUCGUGAUGGUGAGCAAGGAGGCUGGUGGCGAGGGCGGGCGGCGGGCGAGGCGGCGGCGGCGAGCCGGGGCGCGGGCGGCGCGGCGGCGCGCGCGCAGGGCGGAGGCCGAGGCGGGCCCGGCCCGGUGCGCCGUGCACUCGUUCGUGCUGCGCUACCAGGCGGCGCUGCGCCGGGUGCCCGCGCACCUGCCGCCCCGCGUGCACGCCGGACCGCCCUCCAAGAGGGUCAAGCGCGUGUCUUGGAGAGACGAGGAGUGCUACGGCGGCGGCGGCGGCGGCGACCCGGCGGUGCUGGCGCUGGGCCCGGCGCGGCGCGCGCUGGUCUACUCGCGCGAGGAGCUGCUGCGCCUGCGCAACUCACCGCACAGCCGCACGGCGCUCGACGCGGCGCUGCGCGGCAGCGAGGCGCUCGCGCUAGUGUUGAAGAAACGUCCCGACUCGCCCAACGAUGAGGACCGAGGGGCGCGGGGGGACGCACCCACCGAUAAGGGUGUGUACGGUCGCGAGCGCGAGCGCGAACGUCGCUCGGCGGACCCGCGCGAGCGCGUGCGCAAGGAGAGCGAGCCCAGCCCCGCCGGCAUCGUGCUGUCGCCGCAACGCAGGUCGUUCACGUCAGGCUGCGGGGCUCCGGGCGUGCCGGCGCCGCCACCGCACGUGGCGCGCACCCGCCCCGAGUCGCCGCUGCCCGCGCCCAAGCACGACCAGCAAGCGGCGCGCCGCAUCGGCUCGGGCCGCAUCAUGGUGCGCGACGUGGUGACCGCCGCGCCCUGGGAGCGCACCGAGCCCGAGCCCUACCGCCCGCCGCGAACCGAGGCCCGUAGUGACACGCGUAGCGACACGCGCGGCAACACCGACAAGUUCGAGCGGCGCUCGUUUGGGCGCGACUCCUACUCCUCUGACAUCAAGAGGGAACGGGAGGAACGGUUCAACAACGAGAAGGGAGGCCGCGACCGAGAGGACAACCGUAGAUCUGGCAGUGGUCGCUUCAAUCAACGACGAUUUGAUAAGGAAGAUGAACCCGAAUGGUUUAGCGGCGGGCCGACGUCGCAACACGAUACGAUCGAGCUGCGCGGCUUCGACGAGACCAGAGACAAGCGCAACGGCACCGGGAACAACACUAAAGAGGACAAGUGGAACAACAACCGGUCGGAGACCAAGUCGCCGCCGCCGCGCCGCGCGCCCUCGCCCGCGCCCCCCAAGGACGACUCCACUGACACCAGCACUGUUAGCAACGAUAAGGACUCUGGCGUGGAGUCGAAGGGCUCGGAGGGCGCGGCGGGCGCGGAGGCCGCGGACUUCAACCUCGACGACUUCCUCAAGUUCGACUCCAUCCCGGACGUGCUCACUAACGGCGGCAGCGAGACGGAGGGCAGCCGCUUCAGCCGCUGGUUCCGGCGCGAGAGCCCCACGCACGACAACCGACACUACGAGAGACUGCUCAACAACAUGGUCAAUGAUCUCGACUCGUCGGACACUUCCCUCAACAAUCCGGCGGCGGGCUCGCAGCAGCAGUUCGCGCCCAUCUCCCCCGCGCGCCCCGCGCCGCCGCCCUCGCUGCUCGAGCUGCUGCGCCGCGCCAACGUGGACGACCACCAGAUGAACGUAGCAGCAGCGGCAGCCAACGCCGGCGGAGGCAAGAUCCAUUCGCUGGAGGAAUUAGAGGCGCGCCUCAGACCGCAGCCCGCGCCGCUGCCCGACCACGACCUCACCGCGUUCAAGAGACUCUUGGCGCAAGUAUCGGGCGGACACGCGGUCCCGGCUGAGCACCGCCCGCAACCGCCGCCGCCGCCGCAGCCGCAGCCGCAACCCAUGAGUCUACUGCAGAUGCUAAACAAGAGCAUGGAGCAGCAGAAGGCGCCGCCGCCGCCGCACAUCCCGCAGGAGCUGGUGUACAAGCUGCUGCAGGUGCAACAGCGCCAACAACAGCCGCCAGAGAUGCCCGCCGGCAUGGGGGGCGCGGGGGCGGCCAUGGGGGGCGCGGGGGGCAACAUGCCCCCCCCGGUGGAUAGGGAGCUGCUUCAGCGUCCGGAGGCACAGGCUAUUAUACACGGUCUGAAGGCAGGCGAGAUCACAGUGACGCACCUGAUGCAGCAGCUCGGCAACCCGGGGCUGCAGUCCCGCCACCGCGACCUGCUGCUGUCCAUCCUGCGCCUGCACCAGCACCGACAGCAAAUGGGCGGGUCCCCGCUGCCGGCGCCGCCCGCGCACCUCGUGGUGCCGCCGCACCACCAGCCGCUCCGCCUGUCGCCGCUGCCGCAUCCAGGCGUCCCAGCUCGCAUCCCCUCCCCCCGCGAGCUGGCGGCUCACACGCAGAGCAUCAUGCAGAGCGCGCUCAUCAAGAAGAAGCUGGAGGAGCAGCGCGAGAACUACCGCCGCCGCCACGAGCCCAAGAACACGCCCAUCUCGUUCACGCCCACUUCUGUGCUCCGUAAGAUGACGGCGGAGAAGGAGCAGGACGCGCCGAGCCCCAAGCAACAGCAGCAGCAGCAGUGGAACCCCAACCCGCCCAAGAUGCCGCAGGGCAGGCCCAUCGUCAAGGGUAACCAAAGCGGCGCCGGCCCCAUGGGCUACGCGCCGUCUCCGUCCGAGUACCAGCAGCACUACCUGAACCAGCAGCAGCAAAUGGCCAACGCCAUCCGUCCCUUCCCGCACCAACAGCGGCCGGGGGCGCAGUCGGUGAGUGAAUACCUACAUUCGGGGGAUCAACUGAACAACCUGGCGCGCGGCGUGGUGGGCGGCGCCACGCUGCAGCAGCUGCUGCUGCAGUCGCACCAGCGGACGCUCAGCGAGAUGGGCGGCGUGGGCGGCGCGGGCGGCGGCGACAACCAGCUCGCACGCUGGUUCUCCCCAGAACUGCUGGCGCGCGCGUCCGCCGGCAAGCUGCCCUCGCUGCGCGUGCCCAACGCCCUCUCGCUUGAGGAGCUGGAGCGCGGACACCAGUCGCCCGCCGUGCGCAACUAGAAGUACACCAAGCAGGGGAUAGAUGGCGUGCAAGCGAGUUUUCGAAAGGACCGUUUUUGUUUUGUGCAAAUUGAUAAGUGAAUGUGG
Messenger RNA from Plutella xylostella (diamondback moth), 3305 nucleotides. Lineage: Eukaryota; Metazoa; Arthropoda; Insecta; Lepidoptera; Plutellidae. The record is from RefSeq and is a predicted model, not a curated record.